CUCGUAGCUAUCUCUUCCUCCCCCUUGCUUCCUUAGCGAUGGAGAUUUCAGCUGCAUUCUUGGGCGUUGGCCAGGUCUACAGGCCUUCAACGCCUUCGUCUUUCCAUUACAUUCCGUCGGCAUCCACAGCCGCUUGGAUUUGCAGAAGAGUUCUCUCCACAUCAUCGCCGCGGGAACCGCUUCACCCGUCGAAGAAUCCGGGCGGCCGCCGCCGCCGUUGAGCAUUCGUAAGGUCAAGCUCUCCAAUUCUCGGAGGCGCGAGUCGAGUUCCUACUCGGCCAGACAAUCCGCCGUCGUUGAGGUUGAAAAAUCCGUCGACUUGGAAUCUGCUCUCCAAAGAUUAAGAGGGGUUUUGAAGCUGUUCGAUUGGAUGGAAAAGCAGGGGAAGGUUUCUGUUGCGUCCUAUAGCAAUUGCAUCAAGUUCAUGGGAAAAAGUCUUAACCUCACGAAGGCAUUGGAAAUCUAUAGAGGGAUACCAGAUGAAUCAACAAAGAGUAAUGUCAUCGUGUGCAAUUCUGGUCUUAGUUGCCUAGUUAGGAGUGGCAAGUUCGACAGCAGCAUCAAGUUGUUCCAUGAGAUGAAGCACAGUGGUUUAACACCUGAUGCCAUCACAUAUACCGCAUUUCUAGCAGGUUGUAUCAAAGUGAAAGAUAGCUACGAUACAGCAUUGGAUCUGGUUCAGGAACUGAAUUUUAGAGGGUUGAAGAUGGACAGUGCGGAGACUACAAGAAAGCUGAGGGGCUGGUUCAAGAUAUGUAAUCUUCAGGGCUUGAACCAAUUUAGGCAGGUAAUAUUAACAACAUUACUAAAGGUGUACAUGAGAGGAGGCUUGUUUAAGAAGUCCAGGGAGCUAUUGUCUCAAUUGGAAUCCUUGGGUUAUGCAAAAGAUGAGGGACUAUUUGAAACGGCUAUAUCGCGAUAUAUUGCAGAACCUGAAAAGAAAGACCUACUUAUCCACUUACUGAAAUGGAUGCCCGGACAAGGCUAUGCUGUAAACUCGUCCACAAGAAAUGUCAUUCUUAAGAAUUCUCAUCUGUUUGGUCGCCAUCUUAUUGGUGAGAUCUUGUCCAAGCAACGGCAGUUGUCAAAAUCUGUGAAGUCUUAGCUGAUGGAUAAGUGAGUUGACACUAAAGGAAAACUGCUAUGGUGCGCGAUAAACAAAGUUGGAUCAACAUUUGCAAGGGAUUUCCAAACUGCGCUGUUACACUUGAACCCACUCCCGAAAGAAAUCUGCCAAAUCCUGUCUCCCUUCUUCACCUUGCCCUUUGCUUCUAGAUAAGAAAGUUCAUACCAGACUGAUGAAGACGAAGUGUUACCAAAUCUAUAAAGUGUCAUCCUUGAAGCUUCUCCAUCUUCAUUCUCCAGCUUCAGAUUCUUUUCAACCCCGUCGAUUAUGGCCCUUCCCCCAGCAUGGAUACAGAAAUGCUUGAAAGCACGUUUGAAUCUCGGCACCACCACAGCUGCUUCCCUCUUUGCUCUUCCUUUCCCAAAGAUUUUCUGACAAGUCACUAACCAACAGUACUUGAGCUGUUCUGAGUAAGGCAGCACGAGGGGUCCCAACUCUGAUACAUUAAUCUUCAAAGCACGAGCUGCCACUUGUAACAGUGACUUGGACAGUGAAACCCCAACAACAUCUUCCUCAUCCAUUUUCUGAACGACUGAGCAGUAGGACUGUUCAUCUGCUCCCAUGUGAGUUCGGACGAGAUGCUGAAGCUCAUAAUUGGCUCUCCACUUGUCCUGUUUCUUGUUCGACAGCAGAAUGGCAGCUCCCCCCAUUCUGAAUAUCGUGUUGGCUACCAGCAUGGACUUUGUUCUGCCCCGAUACCCGUUUGGGGUUACAGCUUCCAUGCUGAGAACCAGAGCAAGUGAAUUUUUGUGAACUUUGAAGAGUUCUUCAAUCAUGCUUAUCGAGAGAAGCCCGGCGCUGCAGCCCAUUCCGCUCAAGCUGAUGCUUUUAACAUUGCUUCUGAGUCCAAACCUGUUGAUGAUCAUGGAUGUGAUGGAUGGAGUGGGGCAGAAGAUGCUGCAGUUUGAUAUCAGGAUAUCGAUCCCUUUUGGAUUUAUCCUGUGCUUCGAGAAAAGAUCUUUCACCACCUGGAAGACGACUUGCUCCACUUCUUGUUGGGAUGGGUCGAAAGAAGUGUUGGGAGGGAGCUCGUGCACCGAGAUCGGCAUGUAUGCUUCGUCCCCUAUCCCUGACCUAUGAAGAACCUUUUGCUGAAAAUCUCUGUUCUCUCUACUGAAACCUUCUGUUCUCUCUAUAUGCUCUGUGAAGUUGGGGACAGGUGCCCGCUGGUGAUCUGGUGGGCGGUAGCAUGUGUAGUCUAUGAGGUAGACAGAGGAGGUGCUGUUGCUUCUGAAGGCAAGAUAGAGAAAUCCUAGCAUCAAAAGAGCUGCCCCAGCUUCAAUGAAGUGGGUGAAGAUGAUGGAAGAAUGUUCUGCUGUUUCUGUGAUGGUGGUAACAGAAUAAAAAAGAGACCAAUCGCUGAACAGUAAUAACAUAUCGGUUCCCAUUGCUGGAAAGCUUGAAAUUUUGAUGGGCUCUUUGUCAGGUUCUGUUCAAGUUGGAUUUCAUUUUAUAACUGAAUUACUGCCACGGGAAAAAUAUGAUAAGCGUGACAAAAAGGAAGAAGGAAGUUGCAGAAUGCAACUGUUUUGGUUCCUUUACAUCCCAUAUUUGCGCAUGAGUUUUGAGCUGCUUUUCGAGUUCGAUGCUUAUGCUACUGAACUGGAAAUGCGUGGAGUUCACUGCAAGAAGAGAGCUAGUAAGCUCAAACCUUGAAUUCAGCACAUUUUCCCUCUUCAUCCUCAUCUCAAAAUGCAGAACAAAAUGGUGAGAUCAUUCAUCAAAACAAGAUAUUUAGGACAAAUGUUGAGUGUCGCAGU
Molecule: messenger RNA, 2886 nt
Organism: Linum tenue
Lineage: Eukaryota; Viridiplantae; Streptophyta; Magnoliopsida; Malpighiales; Linaceae
Source: the annotation of a GenBank genome assembly